AUGGACAGUUUGUAUGAACCAGUUAAAGAAAAUCAAGAAGUACAAGAAGAUACUUGCAUAAGUAGCAGAGCUAAUACACCAGUAAGUGCUUGGGUCAAGAUCAAAGGAAUAAUUGGUAGAGAUUUCUACUAUACCUCUGAAGAUCAUGAUGGUGGUGUAACUUGUUGUUCAGAUGGAACAAGCAACAGAGACAGUCUAAAGUUUGAUGAAGAAAUCAGUUAUGUUGGACCAUUCUGUGGCAGAGCCAGAGUACACACAGACUUCACUCCCAGUCCUUACGAUUCAGACUCUCUAAAAAUCAAGAAAGGAGAUAUAAUUGAUAUCAUCUGUAAAACCCCAAUGGGCAUGUGGACUGGACUGCUAAACAACAAGGUCGGAAACUUCAAAUUUAUUUACGUGGAUCUGAUUACAGAAGAGGAAUCUGCACCCAGAAAAAUAAAACCACACAAGAAAAGUAAAAUGGCCAAGCCUAAUUCUCUUCAGGAAUUCUUGGAGCAAAUCCAUCUCCAGGAAUAUUUAUCAACCCUUUUGCUAAAUGGCUAUCAAACAUUAGAAGAUUUGAAAGAUCUACAUGAAAAGCAUUUAGUUGAACUCAACAUCAAAGAUCCAGAAGACAGGAUGAGGCUACUUUCAGCUAUUGAGAAUCUACAGGACUCUGAAAAUGAGCAAGACCAGGAAACAGAACCAAUGCCACAGAUGUUAAACCCUCACCUCAGCCCUAACAAACUACAAUUAAAUGACUGUCCAAGAGAUUCUGGUUGCUUUAUCUCACCCGAAAUAUCAGACAAUAGUAAAGAAGAUCUGGAGGCAGAAAAUCUGUCUGACAUCAUCCAGAAAAUUUCCAUCUCUGAAUCAGAUUGAAACUUGUUUACAUUUCCAGCAAAUUAUUAAUAUUUAUUUGGGAGUUUCAAGAAAUGCACUGAAAUGACUUGUUUGUACAAGUAUACAAUAAUCAUAGCAUACAUAAGUAAUUUUGAGACUGUAUUUCAUUUUAUCUUUCUAUCAAAUUUUGCAAACUAAUAAUAUAAA
Notechis scutatus (mainland tiger snake) is the source of this 1029-nucleotide messenger RNA. The record is from RefSeq and is a predicted model, not a curated record. NCBI's taxonomy places the organism in Eukaryota, Metazoa, Chordata, Lepidosauria, Squamata, Elapidae.